GUUCAACCGCUCUGCCAUCGCUCGCAUUACAUCAUCAAUAUCCAGCAGCAAGCGGAUCAGAUCGGAAGGCUAUUUCCGUCUGCAGACCCCCGAUCAGAGGCGCGGGGGGGAGGGGGGGAGGAGAAGUCGUUCGGGUGCUUUGACCGGACAUCGUGGGGAUGAUAUACAAUAACAACACGGCCACGAUGCAUCCAUAGCGGAAUGAUGUGACGUGUCUCCGACAGGGGGAGACCAGAGACACCGUCACCACCGCGCGCCUCCAUCUCCCUUUGUUCACCGAGGAGGGGAUGACCAGGGAUGACAUGAUGGCGGAGGUAGAGGCAGCGCCCCCCCGCCGGGACCAUCAGCCCCCAUUCCCCUACGAGGAGUACGAGUGCAAGAUCUGCUACAACUACUUCGACCUGGACCGCCGCGCGCCCAAGCUGCUGGAGUGCGUGCACACCUUCUGCGAGCAGUGUCUCACCGCGCUGCACCUGCGCGAAGAGCGGCCGUGGCGCGUCAGCUGCCCGGUGUGCCGCCACCGGACGCCCGUGCCGGACUACCGCAUCCAGAACCUGCCCAACAACACCAAGGUGACAGAGGACUUCCCGCUCUACAUGGACUCGGACCCCCUGCCGCAGGACGCCUUGCCGCUCUACCCGCCCCCGCUGCACCCGGCCCUGGUGGCGCUGCGGCGGGAGGAGGAGGUGUCCGGCGGUGACCAGGCCACCCCCUCCUCCACCACCACCUCCGACCCCGUGUCAACUGCCACCACCCUCUCGCGGGACUCGGUGCGAGACUACGACAGCUGCCAGAGCUGUAAGCGCGUGGCGCUGACCACGGGCUGCGUGUGCGUCGUCUUCUCCUUCCUGUCCAUGCUCGUGCUGCUCUUCAUGGGCCUGAUCUUCGUGCACAGCCACGGCAGCCCCCCCUCCCCGGCCGGGCCCAUUUGCCUGUCCGUGGCCAGCAUCCUCGCCAUGUUCUCCGUGGUGGUCACGUGGCUCAUAUGCUGGCUCAAAUACAGACCCGCCGAGCACGAGACGGGGGGGCGCGCGACAGCCACCAACAGCUCCCGGAGGAAUGCCUGAUCCGCAGCUAUAGGGUCUGUCACGAGAACGGCCCCUUUAUUUUUUUGUGUGUUCGUGUGUGUGUGUGUGUGUGUGUGUGUGUGUGUGUGUGUGUGUGUGUGUGUGUGUGUGUGUGUGUGUGUGUGUGUGUGUGUGUGUGUGUGUGUGUGUGUGUGUAAUACUGGAUACUGAUAUUCCUACUUCCUUUACCCUUUUCUAGGAACCUAUAUAUCUAACAAAGAUUGCCUUUCAAUGAUAUCAAAACACCCCAGGGCCUUGUGAUGUGAGCACUGGGCUCCCUGUAGUGAGGGAUUCAGACUGUUUUUUGGUCAAGCACUGAACUGUGGUGGAUGGCUUGAUGAAGAAGAGAAGUGCUUAUUUGAGUGUGACCAAAACCUCUCCUGGAAGAUAUUGCAUAUUCCGUACCGCUCACUGUAUAUGAUAUUGUCGUUCACUCUUCUAGCUUUCACCUACAUAGUAGAGCUGCAAAUGAUAACACAUUCUCUAUGAAGAAGCUGGAUUUAGUUUGGCUUUCAUUGUUAAACAUUAUGGGAUCCACCAUCUUAACUGUAAAUACUCAUGGGUACAGACAGUCCCUCGGGUCAAACAAUCCUCUGAUCUCUAUGCUCUCCUGUUCUCAUCAGUGUCCUUGGUGAGGAACCAGUUCAUUGCAGCUGUGUUUGAUCCCACCCAUAGGGUCAUGGGUUUUGCAUGCAUACACCGAGUACAGGCGGGAGACAGUUGGACAGUUUGCUGAGUCUCUCCGCCUGUGUGCCUCUCCCCGUUGUUAAUCUCCAAAGUGACCUGCGGCCACCACCUAAUCCAUCUUCCAAUGACAUGCUCAAUUCAAUCAGUCUACCUACCAAUCAAAUGCUCAAUCCAAUCAGUCUACAGAAUAAUGACAUGCUCCAUUCAAUCACCCAAUCAGUCUGCUGACCAAUGAAAUGCUCAAUCUAAUCAAUCAAUCAACGCACUGGCCACUGGAAAUGGUCAAUCAGGCCGUGUCACAUGAUACUGUGAUUGUUGAGAAACUGUUCUUCACUCAGAGAGGACCGGACAGGCAGUCAGAGAGGACCAAACAGGCUGUCAGAGGGGACCAGACAGGCGGUCAGAGAGGACCAGACAGGCGGUCAGAGAGGACCAGACAGGUGGUCAGAGAGGACCAAACAGGCGGUCUGAGGGGACCAGAGGUGGUCAGAGAGGACCAGACAGGCGGUCAGAGAGGACCAGACAGGCAGUCAGAGGGGACCAGACAGGCGGUCAGAGGGGAUCAGACAGGUGUUCAGAGACGUAGCAGACAGGGUAUUCUCAGCCUUCCAUCUCUGGGUUUAUUUAUUUAUAUCCGGAGAAAAUGUAUUCUUUUUACUGUAAUCCUUAUUAUCAUUGUUGAAAUUGUUGCCGUUUUAUUUAUUUUUUAAUCUAUUUUCAGGGUUUUGGAAAACAAGGUUUGUAAGGGAGGCUGAGCUCAGUAUUUACGAUAUUGGCGAGGAGUGUUUUAGAAGCCAAAGAGAGAUUUAGAAAUACACCAAAACACUUCCUCCACGGGGUCAGAGAUGUCACAGUCCUCUGUAAUGUCUCCUCCUUCAUGGUGUCAGAGACGUCACAGUCCUCUGUAAUGUCUCCUCCUUCACGGUGUCAGAGACGUCACGGUCCUCUGUAAUGUCUCCUCUUCCACGGUGUCAGAGACGCCACAGUCCUCUGUACAGAGUACGGACCCUACAGCAGACGGACGCUCUCUCAGAGUGUCAGGACUCAGACCGUUGGCCUACAUGUACUUCCUGGUUCAAUAACGUGUGUUUCUGUCACAGCACGUAUUACAUAUUUUGCCAGAUUGACCUUAAUGCCUGCUUAAAACCUUUUAUUUAACGUAAUGCACUUUCAGUCUGUUAUUUGCCACAAGUUAAAGAGUGUAUUUUGAGAAAAACCCAUGUAAGCUUAUUGCAUUUAUUUAAGAGGACCUAUAGAACAUGUUGUAUGGGAAUUUCUGGUGGUUGUUGUUAUGGUUGUUACGGUACAAAUAUUUAUUUGCACAGAGAAAUUAUCCUUAUCCUUACGUGAUGUUUUAAAUACAUUAACUCAUUUCAGUAAUAAAGAAAAGCUGAAUAGCCA
Gadus morhua (Atlantic cod) is the source of this 3155-nucleotide messenger RNA. It is a transcript of the gene rnf228, whose product is annotated as ring finger protein 228. Gene Ontology annotation, biological process: protein ubiquitination. The record is from RefSeq and is a predicted model, not a curated record. Lineage: Eukaryota; Metazoa; Chordata; Actinopteri; Gadiformes; Gadidae. The coding region runs from base 288 to 1067 and encodes 259 amino acids. Gene Ontology annotation, molecular function: ubiquitin protein ligase activity. The transcript has a single exon.